AUGCCCGGCCGCAAACCCCCAUCAAACCGCCUUGACUCCUCACAAGCUUCGCCGGACCGCUACAUUUCUGGUAGCUCGUCGGCAAAGAGCUCCAAGGAGCCAGUGAAGCCAUUCAGGAGUCACGAACAACUCCGGCGAAACCUCGGCGUGCUCUCGCGGGGGUUCUUAGUGACCUCUUUCGCCCUCGCACUCCUUAUGAUCUGUCUGCGGGUGUUUUCCCGAGGGCAGCAGCUGAGCAAGUGGGAGCAGCGGCUCUUCAAUACAUUAUCUAUCCUACUCACCGCCAUCGCCAGUUUGGGUCUUGGAUCACUCUUAGGGCAUCUGGGAUCCAUGCUUAGAUGGCCCCUACUUGCCCGGACCAUGUAUCAAAUGCGGGAUGUAUGGUAGCUUACCUCCCAAGGAAAGCCCCCUGUUAACUAUUAGGAUAGGUAGACCUGAUACUGGGUAUGUCUCCACCAACUUGCUCGCUGCGGCUCAUCUGGAGACAUAUCCGAGAGUGGAGAAUAUCGCGAACCACCCUUAUUGUCACAGCAUACCUCGUCACGAAUCUGGUUGGGAGAUUGAGUGUGGCUGCUUUUGGUUUAGCUUACAACAUGACGGAUGAUGCAGGGGUUGUGGAUCCAAUCCUGAAGUCAGAUUGGGGAUCCGCUCUCUGGGCCAAUGGGAGUUUCGAAGACAAGACCAAGGCGCCCGAUUUGCAGGAAUAUGAGAGCGUAAAAGGCAAGGAUACCAGACCCCCAAGCUCUGCUGGGGAAAGGAACUACAGCUAACGUCUGUGACAAGAGUUCUUGGCUUUGGCGCGGAGUGGAUUUAUAGAAUACGCCGGGAGCACUGACUGGAGUCAUGGCGAGGAGGCUGUCUUUCGUAUUGGAGAUGACAUAAGCCCCUACCUGGAAUCCGAUCUCCAAGUAUCAAACGCUACGCUGAGAGUGGGCACGAAUACAGUUGAAUAUUCAUACCGGCUGAAGGAUUUCGAUGGAGACUAUACUACGCCAUCAAACCGUACCGUUCACUCCUCUGCAAACUGCAACUUAAUCGAGGUUGGCGAGAGCCAGUAUUGGCGUUGGGACAACGGGAACAGAACGGGACCAUUCAGUAUGUAGGACUGCUUUCACGGCUCAAUGACUAUAGUGCAAGUGCGAGUGAAGCUAAGCUUGGAUUUGGCGAGCUAGGUUGGGGUGAAGGCAAUGUUGAAGUAGUAUCUGAGAUACUACGGGUAUCUAAUGAGAGCCAGAUUAUCCGGCACUCAUCGGCCAAUUGGAUGUCGUUCCUAGACCUUUCAAAUGGAAGCCGAGUAUCUCCCGAGAUUUGUCAGUACUAUUGACCCAUGCCCAAAUCAAGGCCCCGGAAUACUAACUUCAUAAUGUCACUAGAUACUGUAUGCGAUGGGGUUGCUUGGGAAUGUUGGCCAACUCUAACGGAAACUAUCGGUGACAACGAAUACCACCAAGUCGAACCUACUGAUAGGUUCUUUCAUCCCACAGGCCUAUAUCGGCUGUUAACAGUGGGCAAUGGCAGCAAUGCCCCUGAGGAUGAUGGGCAUCGUGUGUACCUUAGCGACCUUAAAAGCUCACAGAGCUCAGCAACCGACCGCGAUGGAGCAUUCUACCUUUGCGAUGCCAAUUUUUUCAAAAACCAGAAUGAGACUAUUUGGAACGGCUACCGACUUUGGAUGGCUGGCCUAGUAGCUCGCCUACCAAUCCUCGCCAUAAUAGCGGCAAACAUUGGGCUGCCCUACUUACCACCAGGCAGCGGCACCCAGUUCGUACAUACAACCCUGGAUGUAAAUUGGCUUCGUGUUACCCUCAUCGCAGUUAGCAUCACAGGCUGUCAAAUCCUUGCAAUCCUAGCUGUCCUCGGCUACUGCAGGGGGGUAUACACACGAGACGAUAGCCACCUGGCAACCGCAGAGCUAUUGAAAACUAUUAUAACCAAAUUCGAUAACGGCAAAUUGAUGACGGGAGAUGAACUGGCAGCAUCUCUUGAUGAUGUCUUGAAAGAACGAGUUAGCUAUGGGACUAAGAGCGGUCAGGGUGGUGGCCCCCCGGAGGUGGAUCUAGCAAGCGGCCUGGACGCCAACUUCCCACGAUUCCCGCAGAAUCAAAAAUUC
Tuber aestivum (summer truffle) is the source of this 2110-nucleotide messenger RNA. The record is from the annotation of a GenBank genome assembly. Lineage: Eukaryota; Fungi; Ascomycota; Pezizomycetes; Pezizales; Tuberaceae.